Bursaphelenchus xylophilus (pine wood nematode) is the source of this 2383-nucleotide messenger RNA. The record is from the annotation of a GenBank genome assembly. NCBI's taxonomy places the organism in Eukaryota, Metazoa, Nematoda, Chromadorea, Rhabditida, Aphelenchoididae.
AUGGAGUACGGUGUGGAAGAAAAAGCUUGGUCAGUGGUUUGGUACGGAAAGAACGGCUCGGCGAUAAAUGUUCAAAGGGAAUGCCGCAUGAAAUACGGAUGUAAUGCCAAACCUCCAGAUCGCAAGACAAUUCGACGUUCGUGGAAUAAGUUUCUUGAGACUGGCAGCGUUAACAGGAAACAAAAAAAGCAGGAAAGAUGGGUAUGAACGGAGUUGAAAAUUGAAGAAGUUUUGUCAAAAUUCCGAGAAAAUCCGCAUAUGAGUGCACGAAGUUUGGCCAGAACCGAGGGAAUGCCUUCACCAAGGACCAUUCGACGAACUCUGGAGGUUGAUCUUCAUUUUUUGUUCUUAUUCUCAUCGUCGAUUUUCGGAAGGGGAAAUUCCACCGUAUUUUUCUUCCGCACCGUACUCCAUUUCUGGACACACCGGGAAAGACCGAAAAAACAACCGAAAAACGACCGAAAAAAUGAACUCCAAGAAUAAAUCCAAUAACUGUAGAUAUACACUUACUAACAAGGGAAGUACCCGAAGUGCGACGCUCAGAUUUUUAUAAAAAUUGGCAUAGAUGGAGAUUAGAAUUUUCUUAUUCGAUUGCGAACAUCCUAGCUCGCGCUUUGCAGAAUCCGCCGAGAAAGAAGGGCCGGAAUAUCGAAAAAAAUCUUCAAAUGCCGACGAAUUUCCCUGCAAAUUCUCUUGAUCUUGGCAUUCCGUUACAGGAGAAAAAUAUUUUUUCUCGCAAGAAAUUUUUUCUUGAUAAUGUUCAAGACUAUUUUGUUGCUUUUAUGUGGAAUAUUGUGUGUUAUUUUCACUUUUUUAUACUCAGGACAUGAUUCUAGCGCUAUUAAUUGGAUUGUCGCCAUCCGAGGGGUAAAAUGUUUCGUCCUUUGACGAAUUUAUACAGUUUUUCCUCUGCUGAUGGGCAAACCACUCUAAUAGUUGCUUUAAAUUUGUUUAGGAGACAUGCAAACGUUCUACGGUCGCGUAGGAACGUAGUCAUAAGGUAAGUGUUACAAACAUUUUAUUUUUUCACUAUUUUUCAGUUUAUGCCAUUUCAGGAAACAAAGUAAAGGUCCCAAGGUGUUCCGUCAGUGUUCCGAUGGUGUACAUUCGCUCUUGUGGUUGUUCAGAAUUUGCUCACUGAAAAAUAAAGUUUUUGUAACACUUACCUUAAGAUAAUGCUCAUACACGACCGUAGAACGUUUGCAUGUCUCCUAAACAAAUUUAAAGCAACUAUUAGAGUGGUUUGCCCAUCAGCAGAGGAAAAACUGUAUAAAUUCGUCAAAGGACGAAACAUUUUACCCCUCGGAUGGCGACAAUCCAAUUAAUAGCGCUAGAAUCAUGUCCUGAGUAUAAAAAAGUGAAAAUAACACACAAUAUUCCACAUAAAAGCAACAAAAUAGUCUUGAACAUUAUCAAGAAAAAAUUUCUUGCGAGAAAAAAUAUUUUUCUCCUGGAACGAAAUGCCAAGAUCAAGAGAAUUUUCAGGGAAAUUCGUCGGCAUUUGAAGAUUUUUUUCGAUAUUCCGGCCCUUCUUUCUCGGCGGAUUCUGCAAAGCGCGAGCUAGGAUGUUCGCAAUCGAAUAAGAAAAUUCUAAUCUCCAUCUAUGCCAAUUUUUAUAAAAAUCUGAGCGUCGCACUUCGGGUACUUCCCUUGUAAGUAUAACAUAUUUGGUAUCAAACAAAAUGGGGUUGGCUGACGAUGCAGGGAAAAAAAGAAUUUUAAAAUUUGGCCAAAAACUAAAGAAGUUAUAGCCAAUUCAAAUCGGGCCACAAAGAUGCCCCACCCUGUAUUUUCAAUGUUCCGAAUGGUAUAUUUCUGAUAAGACGGCUCGAAAACAGACUAACUUUGAUAUUUUCGGCUAGCUUAAUUGCUCCUCUUUCUAUUGAUAUGAGAAAUGCUCAUUUUUUUGUUGGAGAACCUUUCGAAUUUCGUGAUUUUGUUGUAGAGACUUUUAGGACAACGUAUAAUGUCCGAUCGCAAAAUUUGGCAGGUUUUCCUGCAAAACAAUUAUUUUUUUGAGCUCUAAACUGAUUAUUAUUAACUUGUUCUUAUAUUAGUUCAGUAUUUUCCGCGUCUUCGCUACAAAUCUUGAAAUUUAUAGCCUUUUUUUACCUAAUUUCAGCCGCUCUCCCACAAGCUUCAGAAUGGUUCGAGGACGGAAAAAGGUUUCGGCUGCGUGGCCCCAUUUCGAGCCGAUCUCCCACACCAAAAAGUUCCGCUGUCGGCAUUGCAAUCUGCACGUGGUUGGGCCGGGCUGCUCGAACCUGAAAAAGCACCUGCAAGCCAAACACAAGGAGAUCUUCUUCGCCAUCGACGAGCUGGACAAAAGCGCCGCCGAAUCGGGAAUAAGUUAUGCGGAAAGCUCGAUGGACAUCUCCAUUAG